Messenger RNA from Glossina fuscipes, 977 nucleotides. Its product is annotated as UPF0605 protein GA14893-like. The transcript has 4 exons. The coding region runs from base 54 to 977 and encodes 307 amino acids. The record is from RefSeq and is a predicted model, not a curated record. Lineage: Eukaryota; Metazoa; Arthropoda; Insecta; Diptera; Glossinidae.
AAAAAACCAAAAAUUUUAGUAAAAGUUCAACUUUUUAAAAUUAUAAGUUAACCAUGGAUAUAGUUAUAACUCCCGAGCCGCAUUUCAUACCGGGGUAUACCGGACAUUGUCCGCAAUUCCGUUUCCGCGAAGGCAAGACUUAUGGCAAGUUAACGCACAAGCUGCUUAUAGAUCCCUGUGCAAAGCAUGCGCCCGAAUUGAUAGUAACGACUCCUACGCAACCAUUGCUGGUCGACUAUCCUACGCAAAAGGAAAUAAAAACUUUAGAAGAUCAUGAAAAAUUUGUUGAUGCCGUCUAUAAGCAUCCUUUGAUUCCUGGUUAUGAUGGGUACGUACCAAAAAUGAAUAGUAAACUUGGUAAGAGGUACAUGGCGGCGGCGACAGCCGGUGUAGCGGAGCACGAAGCCUUACUUGAAUUAUUACGCUGCCAACAAAGGCACUUAAGACACAGAAGUCUGUUAGAAGGUGGUGAAGGUAUAUUUGAUCCGAAACUGAAUGAAAGAAUGAUGCCGAUGACUGCCUAUCGUGGCCCAUUGAUACCUGUAAGACCUCGGGCACAAGGCGUUAAAGCUGAAACUUGUUUUAUUAAAAAGGAGAAAAUUCCUUAUUCUAAAUUUACAGUUCCUCACUUCAUGGAAGUGGAUGACGAAGAGAAAUUUAUAGUUAAUGGUUACAGUGGACAUAUUCCUAUGGCAAUGACACGAUUCGGUCAGAGUAGUAAACAACUGAGCCAUGGGGCUUUAUCAGAAUUUAUCAAUAAUUAUCGUCAUCGCAGGAGUGAUGAAUGGUGCCCGUUACAGUCGGCUGGUGUGGCUUCUUCAUGUCCCAAUACCAGUCAAUUCGUUAUCUAUCAUCCAACCGUUGGCAUGAUACCAAACUAUGCAGGUCAUGUGCCAGGUGAGGCAUUCACCUUUGGCCGCACGUACGGUAAUGCUACAAUAGAUGCCAAACGUUGGAUUGCUUUGCAUAAAGAUUAA